Armigeres subalbatus is the source of this 8490-nucleotide messenger RNA. RefSeq lists its product as uncharacterized. Lineage: Eukaryota; Metazoa; Arthropoda; Insecta; Diptera; Culicidae. Gene Ontology annotation, molecular function: protein binding. The coding region runs from base 1377 to 5720 and encodes 1447 amino acids. The transcript has 7 exons. The record is from RefSeq and is a predicted model, not a curated record.
UUCAGACAGAAGUUUUCCUCAUUCUCGAAGGUUUUCCUCGGCGAGUAGCACCGUCUUUUGUGUUGUUCCGACGUGGUACCUACCGUGGUUGAAGAGGGUGGUCCGUCUCAUCAGCAGAAGCAGAAGUGUAGAGUGGGGCAGCUUUUCCUCGAGAAUAAUAUUAUGGUGGAAAAUUGAUGGCGUUGCGUAAAUUCGUCGCGUUGUGAAAUUUUUGUGCUGACAUUCGAAAAAUGAAAAUAAUCUGCAUUUUGCUUGCUGUGGUGAUUGCUUUCGAGCGAAUGUAAGUGUGCAGCUGGCCGAAAGGGUAUCCAUCUUCUGGCCCCAAUUUGGAGUGCUAGGCAGAGGAGGUCUUUUUUUUCUUUUUGGGAGCUCCAGAGUGGAUGUCAAAGAAGAAAUUUCCGUGCCGUCCAUGAAACGAUGCACUGGAAAGAAUCGUCAUUCGAGUGGAAGUGCGAUUGGUCAGCUUUUAUUUAUAUCGAACUCAAUUUGGGGCGCAAAUUGUGUCCAAAGUUUGUAAUUUGAAGUCAAUGCAUUUUAUAAAUGAUGAGUGCCCAGCAGCCAUGAUUGUUAUGAUAUAAAUCGAAUCCUUCGAGAAGUUUGUGAAUAAAAGUGUUUCAUCAGCGUAGAAUAGAUAAUAAGAGAGUAGAACUACUUUUGUGUCGCAGAAGAAGAAAUUUUGUCAUAGACGAGUGAAAGUUGAAAAGUGUUGUUACACAUUUUAUUCUCACCUUCAAAAGUGUUAUGAAAUAAAGUGCGAAAAACGGUGCAGUUUUUCAACCUUCAAACUGCGAUUCUUGAGAAAAAAUAGAAAUCGCAAUAAUCUUAAGUGGCAAGAAAAGCAAAAGAGUAAAAACUCAUCGAUUCACUACCACCAACUCCUGAGCCCGCACAGAUCGAGCCAAGGACAUUUUGGUACGUCUCACAGUAUUGUCAGUGAAAACAGCUUCCAGUCAGACAGUGAACCAGUUCUGCAGGCCCACACGAGCGUUACUGCAUUGUUAGUACCCAGUUUCGUUUGAUUGAUCGGAGUAUCUGCAUUGCUUUUUGAGCUGAAUCAAUCAAAGGGCUACAGGAUGGAAUCAGCACCAACCGGAAGGAUAUUACGGUUGACGCAGUUUUAGGCGAAUAAUUCCAAGGUUCGCGAAAUAAACACUAAUUCAUAUUGUUGUAAUAUGUUGUGCCGUUGGGCCCUAAAAGAUGCAUUACCUGUUCCAUUCCGCAAGUAUCGCAACUUCUAUCGAACCUAAAUGGAGCAACUGCUCGUGCAGCAAACCACCAGUAGCGUGUGAGACAUUUUCCAACACCAAGCUUUCAGCCUCCGACAACGACACCCGUGGUAGCAGCGGAAAACUAUUCCUUCACCUGCUGGCAGCAGAAUGGCCCGAUGUCCGCCGAGCGUCUUGAUAUUAACCGUGUUGCUCGCCUCUGUUCGUGUAGCGGAUCAAACAAAAUGCGCCCUAACGUCGAGCUACGGCAGCAGCUACAGCACACUCCUGUCCGGUGGGGGCCGCGUCCCCGAGGCGCAUAUGCUCUCAUCGGACUACCCAACCUACAAUGACGACAGUGAGGAUGUUACUAGUUUCCUUAAAGUAUUGAGCUGCUCUGAUGCGUCGAUUCGGGUGGUGAAUGAAGACUAUCUGCGACCGGUCAACUCUUACAAGGGAGUGUUAUUGGAACGGGUUCCCGUGGAACACCUAGACUCUGACCACCUGGCUUUCAAAAAUGAGAACUACUUGGAGGUGGUGCAAUGGAGUCACAGUAAUGUCACAGAAAGGCAACUAGAGUUGACGUUUGCGAGAGAGGAUAAAAAGUUUACUAAUUUACUGAUACUAGAUUUAAGCGGAAACCGCCUUAAAAGUUUAAGGCGAGAUUAUUUAAGCAAACUAGACAGAUUAAAAUUGUUAAGACUAUCCGAGAAUCAAUUAUCAAAUCUUCCAAGUGAUAUUUUCUAUGACUUAAUAAACUUAGAGGAGCUGCAAUUGCAGCAUAAUCGGUUGGUCGAGAUCGUGCCAGGCCAGCUGCGACCUCUGAAUAGAUUACGGAUUCUGAACCUAUCAAACAACACCAUUCACGAUCUUCCGCGCAACAUUUUCAAUGGGUUGAACAACUUAACCGAGCUUCACAUGUCUAACAAUCGACUGUACGUGGUGCCAUUUCAGAUCUUCAAAGAACUACGUGCAUUAGAAGUUCUCGAUGUAUCCAACAACAUGCUCGUCUCGUUCCUGGAUAAUUUCUUUCUCACCAACAAACAAUUGCGCGUAUUAAGACUGAACAACAAUAUCAUCGAGAAGAUCUCGAAGAUGGCCCUGUAUGGCCUUAAAAAGCUUCAAAUUUUGGAUAUCUCCUCCAAUAAGUUGGUGUUUAUCGACCGGAAUGCCUUCGAUACGCUGGAAGAUCUGAGACACCUGAACAUCUCCAAUAAUCAAAUCUACAUCCUUCCUUCAACGGUAUUUUCAACGUUGAAGAACAUUCUGUCUAUCAAUUUGAGUAAUAACGUCAUGAGGACGCUACCAAACUCAAUAUUCUCCGGACAGUUCAAACUGGAAAGUUUGUACCUGGAUGAAACCAAUUUGGAAGCGCUCAGCAAUUGGGUUUCCCGUCACAACAAUACAAUCAACAAGGAAAUCCUACGCAAUCUGCGCUAUAUGUCGAUCCGCAAUAACACCCGCCUGAAAGAGAUCGAACCGUGCGUGUUCCGCAAUAUUCCAAAUUUGGAAACGCUAAUGUUGUCCAACAAUAGACUGACUAGCCUGCCGAAGGAGAUAGGCGAGCUAACGAAACUGCGAUACCUGGACGUCGCCAACAACGACAUUAUGUAUAUACCAGAGCAGAUACGGCAUUUGCACCAGCUGCAGACUGCAAAUUUUCUUAAUAACGAUUACGGUUGUGACUGCCACAUGUAUUGGAUCCUGAGCUGGAUUGAUGAACUGCAAGCAGAGAACAAUACUCAAAAGAUAUAUGAUCUUUUGAGUUUGUCGCAGCUGAAGUGUCGCAGUGGCUAUCCUGGUGAUGUCAUCAGAGUAUUACAGCAUAUCAAUUGCUUCAAACCGGAACUGCUACAAGCAUCGGAUAGCAAAAUGCACCUGCUCAAAUCGGACGCCGUGUUGGAGUGUGUGUUUACGGGCAAUCCCCCGCCGGACAUCAUUUGGAUCACACCGAAAAACGAAAUCUUGCGGCACAGUCAGGAGCACGAACAAAAAUCACUGCUCUUUGAUUCGUCGGGUGAGAGUAUUUCGAACAAGUAUCAGCAAGCGGUCGAGUUCCAGAUGCUAACCACCGAUAAUGUUACCGGUGUUGGUGCACUGCACGAAAACAUCGGAAUGGGCAUAACGCUGCUGGAAAAUGGUUUCCUACGGAUUCACAACAUUUCCCGCAGGGACAGUGGUUUAUACACUUGCUACGCAAUCAACAUCAUGGGCAACGCCACUGCUGGAAUAAGACUUUACAUCGAUCCUAUCGUGUUCUAUCGGGUGAAGAUUGGCAGCAUCAUCACCGGUGCCAUAUCGGCAGCCUCUUUCUUAGCACUGACGCUCAUCUUCCAGGGAAUCCGCCGCAUUUUCAUCCGGUUCCGUAUAAUAGAUCUGAUUUGUCAAAACUGCUGCAGCUACUGCUACCGUAGUGAUAAGACGUCGUCGAAGGCUCGACAAAUCUAUGCCAUGCUGGACAAUAUUGAACACUACAAGAGCCAGCAGUUGGAGAGAUUGCGAGAAAACUAUACACAACAGGUCCAUCGCAUCAAGGACAACUGUGCACAGCAGGUCGAAUGGAUUCAAGAUGGCUACAGUACCCAAGCCAAACAUUUGCGAGAGAUUCGUGACAUUGGUACCCAUCACCUGACAACGCUGCGUGAUCAAUACUAUGAUCAGGUGCGACGUGUCCGUGACUAUUCAACAAGCCAGUUGAACUGGGUCCGGGAGAAUUACGUUUUCCAGCGGAACAAGAUUCGCAAGUUCAGUGCCCACCAGGCCCUGAGGCUUCGUGAAGGCUACAAGUACCAACAACAAACGCUCAACAAGGUCCUGGAAAAUCUGCCUAGCUUCUACUUCGAAAACUGCCGCGGGCGUAACGAGGACGAUGAGGAUUUCGACGGUUUCGAAGUUUACCUGAAGGCCAAAAUCGAAAAACUCUCACAGAUGGACGCCGCGACAGCAUCUGCAGCCGUAGCUGCUGCCGUUUCGGCUGCUAACGGUGGAAUGGGCCAUGCGGCAUCCAGCAAGUACAAUCUGGAGAACUUCUCCACCAAAAGCGUCGACGAGAGCAAAGCGUCGGUGUACUUCACUCCAACCGAUGGUCAGCUGAGUCCGGAGCCGCCGCUGCAGCUGCAGCUGUCGCCAAUCCAUAUAAACUAUAUCAACGACGAAACGAUGGGCGAGGGCACCGGGGUUCCACCAGGCUUUUUGGGUGGCGAUACGCCGAAAUCCUUCAAGUCGGUUUUAGGUGGGGCCGCCGGGGGAAGCGGAAUGCUGCCGAACAUCGCAGCAUGUGGAAGCGGAGAGUGUUCAGGAGUAGUUGUUAGAUCUAUUUUGAAACCAGCGGGCAAAUUUGUGUACGAUAGGAAUCUUCAGAAGUAUCGAAUGUGUUAUCAACCCAAUAGGCUAAGUGGGGGGUAUGCAGGGGAUGAGAUGAAUGGUAGUAAGGGAUAUGAGUGUUACAAUGAUGCGAUCGAGGGUGGUGAUUCUUGCGAGGAUGAGAACAACUAUAGUCUGAAGCAUACAAGGAAGCACAAGCGGAAGAGAAAAGCCGUUGGGAAGCCGGCGGGAGGGAAGCAGCUGUGCGAGUAUGAGACUCUGCUGAUGAAGAAUUUGGGUAGUGACCCCAAGGAGGCUCAUUACAAAAUUAUUCACGUCAAUAAGCUGGGUGGUGGAGUUGGAAAUGACCCGGUGGGAAGUGGUUGGACGGCUGGUCGAGCAACCAUCAGGAAGAAGCUUCCGAACAAUACCGAUUACUACAAUUCGCUGGAGGACAUGAUUCAGGAUAGUAAUCAGAAGAUUCGCAAGUUGAUAUACGAUUCUAAAAUUGACAUUAUGAACGAGAUGAUAACAGGGAGUAAUAGUAGGGAUAAGGUUAGCGCUAGCGGUAUGAGUAAUAUAAUGAACUUGGAAAACAGGGAGACAGAGCGAUUGAAAAGAUCCUCUGCUAUGGAUUCGAAGGUUCUUCAGAUUGCACCAUCUUCAGUGACAUCGACGGAGAUUGUCGCCAGGAGCAAUAGCAAUAGCAGUAGUAAUAACAAUAGUCAAAUCAAUAGUGGCUGUGACAGUCGAGAUUCACCCUCAACUGCGCAGAACCUCAAUUACCAUCAGCCUUUGAAGAAGAUUCACAAGCUUCACUUCGAUUCCAGUACAAACCGCAUCCAGCAGAGCACUAGUCUGCCGGAAAUCUACUAUGGUUGUUCGCCGUCUAGUUCCAGUUCGACGCUGAUGCAUCAUAGCUCUGCCGUAACCGGAAGCGGUCAGCCAUCGAACGCACUUACUACAACAUCCAACAAAUCCUCCAACCAGUCGAUCGUGCAGCAACAGUCUCUGUCGUCGGCUUCCUCGGCCGGAUCUAAUGUGGCCCAUGUACCCCCGAAUUCCUAUCAUCAGCCAAAAGUGCACGGCAAACACGUGAUCUUAGCGGUGGAAAACAGCGGCCGCAGUGACGAAACUGCCGACUCGUACGGGCCAUUAUCGCCUAAACCGGACUGCGGUGGUAGCAAAGUGAACCAACGUGCAGUACCGUAAUCACAGCGCAGCGUCACGCCCGUCGUUUGCAAUGCCUACGUUUUAACAUCAACAAUAACGUUUAUAAACUAACUGAAUAUCCAACAGCCCUAAAAGCAACAACAAUCUGUAUUAAGACACAACAAAUCCUUCAGCUCUCCAAUUUCCAAUAUUUGGUUAGAGGAUUAUCAUUGAGCAAAGUAUUUUUCUUCAUCUGUUUCAUUCGCAUUAAUAUUAAUGACCAUGAGAUAUGUCGUACAGUUAUCUAAUUUUAUGUACUACUCGCUAGAACUUACUGAAAUACUAUCUACUGUAUAGUUUCCGUCUACGACAAAAGCAUUGAUAGUUAAUUUACUUUAUUAUUCCUCCCUGGAUGUUCUGUUGGCGAGAAGCAGUCGAUUGUAUAUAAAUUCUGUUGAGUGAAGAUUCGUAGUGAAAGUUGUGUUUAACAGAAGCGGCAUUUUUUUUAAGUUUUCAUUUUUAUCAAAACUUGAGAUAUAAUUAUCUAUACAAUUUAAACAAUGCCAACCAAAUAGGAUGAGUAUUUAGUAUACUCAUCUAUCCUACUUGAUUGGUACUGUACAAACAACAUAUGAGAGAGAGAGUUCUGAAAAUAGAUAGCGAGAGUUCGGCUACGUGCCUGGUGCUAGAAAUUUGGUAUCAUCAGUACUCGAGGUCCUUCGUAGCUUUGUAGCUUCGUAGGGAAAGCACCUGUCCAGCGUACUGGAUAUGUUGGAUCUAACCCCACCGAUGGAAUUGGUUAACCUUCAAUUCAUUUUUCGAGCUAAAUCUGUCACAUGUGCAUAUGCAUAAAUCGAGUUACUAUUAUUAUAGUAACUGAAUAGAAAAUUGGUUACAGCUUUUAGGGGAAUCUGUAAAGUUACAAUCAAUGAAUCACCCACUUUGAGCGUGCUUACAACGGCACACUAGGAGUUAAAUUUCUAAAACCAGUAUUGUGAUUGGUACCAAAUAUUUUGGUAUUUGCGCAUUAUACAUUAGCGCCUGGAUGCUGGCAGCUUCGGAUAAGAAACCAGCCACUGCUAAUAAUUAAUUGGAAGAAUUAAAUGGGAUAGUAUUAGCUCUUCUUAUGACGUUGAAAAUAAAAGUCUGCUAAGAAUUAAAAUAUAUUAUCAAAUUCCAGUUAAUAUUUUCACAGUGCUUAAUCGUUCAUAAUCUAUCAUUGAUUGAUAAUAAUUCUUCAAUAAUUUUAGCUUUUCGAAUUGGAUAUUUUUUCCAAUAAUUGAAAUAUGAGUUCAACUUUAAAUUAAUAAAGAUCUAACUUUCUUGUUGGGAUCUCCAGUUAGUCUUGCGUACAAAGGCGUAGGAUUUCCAAUCCGGAAAUGGCGAGUACGAUUUUUGGUCCGGUCUGGGGGUGUUUCCGAGUAGGAAACAUUCUUGACUCCCUGGGCAUGAUUUUAUCCAUUGUAUACUUGCCACACAAGAUACAUACUCAUGCGAUGGCGAGCAUAGAAAGCUUUCAAUUAAUAACUGAGGAAAUGCUAUAGACUAGUAAGUUGAAAAUCAGGACAAGGUUCUGUUGGAAUUUAGAGCCAUAGAAGAAGAAGAAGAAGAACUAUCUUGUUGAUUGUUGACAGAGGAAUAUUUGAUGCCAUUUUUGUGAGAAAUAAAACAUGAACUCCAACACUACAUUUACUUCAACAAUAGGUAUCCAUUAAAUGAUUCAACAUUCCAUUCCUUUUGUUUGAUAAUUCAGAAAUUAUGCAGAAGAGUUAUGUGCAAUGUCUUAGAAUGUUGUACGUACCUGGUCGCAGCAUGAGCCUUCACUACGAAGUUUCAAUCAACUCAACGUUUUUAUGCGUAAUAAGUUUCGCCUGACUCUAACAAUCAAUCCCUAGUAGGUAGUACAUGGUAGUAUCAAUUCCUAUAACGCCGUAAUCGCAUAGCUGUCCCAUAUGAAUAGGAAACGUAGCAAAGAUGGAACAAAUAUGCGAUUACAGGCAGUAUAGUGAUGUGACAACAGGUUCAAGUCCUUAGCUUUUUUUACUCUAUCCCAUUUUCAAGGAUUUCAGAAAACCUGCUACUCAAAAUUUAGACUCCUGCUUCCCUGCCCUCACCGCAAAUCGUAAUCCUUAUUUUUACCAAAAUGUACGUGAUACAUGAGCCGUUGAUAAACAUAACUUGUGAGUAGAUGGUGAAAAGUUUUAUUAGAGUAUUUAGAAGCAGAAAUGCAAAAAUUUAAAAUAAACGGAGGUUGAACCUUCAAAACAGAGACAUUAAUUGGGAGUUCUUAACUAGCUAUUGAAUUCAUAUAUGAAAACAACAAUGAAGCAGAAUAAAGUGGAGAAUUUAGUCGGUUAUCAUACACAACAUAAAACUCAAAACACACUUAGAAAGUCAGUUACAUGCAAAAGAAUAAAAAAAAAUCAGCAGUACUAGUAGGUGAAAAUGGACAAGGAUACCAUAUUAUUACUUAUAUGUACUAUCUCUUAUCGGUAAUCACUCUACGUUUAUCUAUUGUGUAUGAGAACGUGAAACAAAAAAAAUAAAACUAUCAGAACAAAACACAAACAGAAAAUCCUGUAGAAGUUUCAAUUAUAGAGUCUUUUAAGUAUUGGUGAAGAAUAUGGAAACUGGAGCAGCAAAACUCUUACAUAAAUAGCAGUCAACUGAUAAUAAAAAAUAAUAUACUAAUAAAAAGGAAUGCUAUAAAUAAAAACAAACAAAAAAUACAAUAAAAUCGAACGGAAACAUGAAUUUCAUUUAAAUGUGGGAAUAUAAGAAACUGGAGAAGAGAAAUAUAUUGAAUUUAAUUACUCCUAAAAUUAAACAA